Messenger RNA from Racocetra persica, 129 nucleotides. The record is from the annotation of a GenBank genome assembly. NCBI's taxonomy places the organism in Eukaryota, Fungi, Glomeromycota, Glomeromycetes, Diversisporales, Gigasporaceae.
AGUGCAUACAUUGCAAAAUAUUUUGUAGCGCUUUUGACAAAUGCUGCAGAAGUCUCAAAAUUCAGAAUCGAUCUCGCAAAUAUGUUUAAAUUCUGGGAUUGGGUUGGUGAACGUAUUCUUUAUAGCUUG